Recurvomyces mirabilis is the source of this 3066-nucleotide messenger RNA. RefSeq lists its product as uncharacterized. The record is from RefSeq and is a predicted model, not a curated record. The transcript has a single exon. Gene Ontology annotation, molecular function: phosphatidylinositol binding. Bases 1 to 3066 code for a protein of 1021 amino acids. Lineage: Eukaryota; Fungi; Ascomycota; Dothideomycetes; Mycosphaerellales; Teratosphaeriaceae.
AUGGCCACUUCAACAUCUCCCUCCAAUGCCAAUGCGAAUGGCAGGUCGCGCGGCAACUCCAAGACGAAUGGGUACAUGGUCCAACUCACACCACGUAGUAGCAUGAAAAGAGCAGAUACCAUCGAGAGUCAACUUUUCGUCGAUGCGCCAGAGUCGCCCCAGGACCAGCGAGCGCAAGAGAUAAAGCAACACCGCCAAUCCCUUCACCGCUCAGCGCCCUCAACCAUGUCCUCGAUAGCAUCCGUGCCGCCUCCAGGCUCGGUCCUGACAGGCAAGCAAGAGCACUAUCUCAAGCGCGAACUCAUCGCGCAGCAGACGGCGUGGGAGGUUCACGAACUCUCCUCUCCUACCGCACUUCAGCGAUUCGGAGCUCCAUUCCGCUCUGAUGCCGGUGAGGUCGCGCCUGAAGACUCGGAGCUGCCUUUACUACGAUACAUCUUCGUCCACCACAUGCGGAACUUUCCUUUCCUCGAUCAGGCAAAUGAGGAGGAGUUCUGGCAGAAGAAACUACAGGUCUUUCUCGAGUCCUUCGCCAACAAGCAUAUCUCGUCCUCAGAGGAUCGACUAGAAGAGACGAAGCGGGCGAAGCUGGCGAUGAAGGCCACAAAACUGGUCGAGUUGAUGAUGGUCAGUGGCAUACCCACCGCCUCGGGCUACGAAGAGCGCAUCCGGUUUAGUGAGCUGGAGGUCGUGGAUCGUGGUGCGAACGAGCAGGGUCUGGUGGUGAACAGACCGGAAGGGCAUGAGAUUAAUGGAUGGGAUGUCAAUGUGGCUGGUGUGAGGAUUGUACAGGUCAAAAGACAUGUCAGACAUCAUGCGCAUGCUGAGUUCUUGCUGAGGGUGAAGAGAAGAGAGGAGCGGGAGACAUAUGUUGCACGGCGUUUCGGGGACUUUGCCAAGAUGCACAAGAAGUUGAGGCAAGAAUUACCUGGAAAGGUAUUACCACCGCUACCAAGGAAGAACAGGACACAUUCGCUGUACAGUGGGAAGGAUGACGAUGACGACGAUGAAAGCAUCGAGUCCAUGUCCAUUCACGAUGUCAGUCCAUCAGCCGGCGAGGCACCAGCUAGUGAGGCAAGUAGCGGAGGCGGAUUCAGAGGGUACUUGGCUUCCUGGACAGGCAGCUCAGCAAGCAGACAUUCUCGAAGUCAAUCGCGAACCUCUCUAGUAUCCUCUUCAUCACCUCGACCGUCUAUAGACUCUCCGGCGAAAGGUGCAUCUCCCGUACGACGGCCAUCAGCUCAAGAACCAGCGCACGUCCUUCCUCGCGAGGAACAAAGAGUCUCACUCCGAGCAUUCUUGCGUGGCUUCUUACAGAACGAAGCCAUUGCGAAUUCAGCAGCGAUGAAUGAAUUCCUCACGGCCAACCCCACCACACUCACCGCGGAAGAAGUAGGCGAUGUCGAUCGCCGAAAGACAAUGGACGACAAGCGUAUGCAAGAACAACGGCAAUUUUUCGAGAUCGCUCGCGAGCGUGCUAGAGAACUGGACGUGCAUAUGGAGAAGUUCCGACGGAAAGUCAUCGAGCGUAAUGGUCUUCGGGACUUGUUCGGCGAGAUCAAGAAGAAGGACAAGAUUGCUGAUCUGGACCCGGAGUACAAGAAGUUCGCGGAGUGGUUGAGGAUAGAGGUGGCGGCGACGCUGUAUCAUCUGUUCUUGGCGGAAGACAACUCACCAGAGCUUUUUGCGCAGGCGAAGCGGAUACAUAGUUUGGUGCCGUACGGAGCUUUGAAGCAGGUCAUACGGUUCACGAAUCCUGCUGCGGUGAUGGUGGCGGUAUUGGAUAUAUUUAUGGCACAACCGCUGGGGACGAAGAGCUUGUUGCAACGCAUCUUUGGCUACGCAGUGGGAGACGGCAUCAGGACUCUACAGAAAUCUAUCGAUUCGCUACUGCCUCGAAUUGAAGAGGAAGUCUUUUGUCGCAAGAUCGAGAACUACACCAAUGCAGAUCAGAAUCUCAAGAGCCGUAUCCGAGCAGAAGCGAUACAAGAGAAGAUGGAUCUCCUGAUCAAAAUCCUACAGUCGCCAGACAUUCAGCCUGAGCUUUCUGAUGAACAGACGGCACGGAUAUUCAACGCAUAUGUAGCCUGGGAUAAUGCCGUGGAGAACAUCGAUGCCGAAAUGCGGCAGGGUGCUGAGCUCUAUGCCCAGCUCAAGCAGCUUUUGAAAUUGCAUACCCGACAACGAGACAAGCAGAUGAUGCUUGCGCUUGUCGAGGAACCCGUCACCCUCAAGCUCUUCCGCGACCUCUUCACCAUCUUCUACGAGCCUCUCGUCCGAGUCUACAAAUCCGCCAACGUCUACAACAGCGUGACCGACUUCGCUCGCUUCGCCGACGACGCCAUAGCGACAAUCGAGAAAGCACAACGCCAGGACGUCUCCGCCGACCCGAACCAGACCGUCCAAUCCUUCAUCGACCUCUGCGAACGCCACGAGGGGAAUUUGUAUAAAUUCAUCCACGAGGUCCACACCCACGACAACGGCCUCUUCGACAAACUCAUGACGUGGAUCGAAGGCAUCCUCGAAUUCCUCCGUCACGGACCGCAUAAACGAGUUGAUGAAGAUGCCGCCGCCGUGGUACCUCAGCAGGCUGGGAAACUGGAUAUGAAUGCCCUUUUCAUCGGGGCGGUGGAUAUGGGCAUCAUCGACCCGAAUCUUGCUGUCCGUGAGAUUAAUUCCCUGAUCAAAUGGCAGAUGGCAAGGAAACGCUGGCAUCAGGACAAGACGAGGCAGAAGAUGGCUUCGGGUGGUGGCGCCGCGGCGGAUCCUGCUCCGGGUUCCCUCGCCUCGACGUUCAAGCCCGGGGAUUUCGGGCUCAAUGCGAUGGAUUUGCAGGAUCUGGAUAUGGGGGAUGAGUUUGAUGAUGAUGUGGGGGAGAUGUCUUCGGAUGAGGAGGAUGAGAUGGAGAAUCUUGCCGAUCCGAUCGAGGCGGAGCGGAAGCGGAGGAAGCGGAAUGCGGAUGCAUUGAAGCGGACGGCGGGGGAGCCGGUCAAGCCCGUUGUGGUCGAGUGUCGGAAGAUGAGGGAGGGGUUUUUGAGUAUGCUCAGGCAGGUUUUGGCGGAGUAG